GUGGGCCACAGACAGACAACAGAGAAGUACAGGAUUUAGACACAUCAGAUCAACUACUGCUCAGUCAGUAAGAAAGGUAAUCAUACAGUAGAUAUUACCAUUAGGAGUGAGUUAGAAAGGUAAUCAUACAGUAGAUAUUACCAUUAGGAGUCAGUUAGAAAGGUAAUCAUACAGUAAAUACUACCAUUAGUAGUCAGUCAGAAAGGUAAUCAUACAGUAAUUCAAUACUAUAAGUAAAAGUAUGUUAAAUCAUAGAUAUUACAAUAAGAGGUCAGACAGACUGAAUUAGUUGAUUUAUUGAUUGACGGGGGUAAUCAUUGAUAUUCGGUAGAGUUAGUAAAGAUGGCCGACUACAUCAACAAACAUGUGAUUGAAUUAAACGAAGUUACUGUAGAAAACCGGAACAGAGCAACGAGGAGUGUAAAGACUGAAACCCAUCUUUCAGAUGGAAGACUAAGACUCUACAGGCUGGCUGCUGUGUGUUUUGGAGUGCUGUGUGUUCUACAAGUCACUCUCAACAUCUCACUGAGACUGGCUUUCUUCCACUCCAACAGAGAGAGAGAGCAGUUAAACAGCUGUUACAACACCACUGGCCUGGCGCAGGAUGGAGACCAGCCAGAUACCAGUAGUAUCAUGGAUCUAUGUACAGAGAGAGACCAGUGCCGGAUGAACAGAAACCAGCUAGAGAGGGAGAGAGACAAAGAGAAAAUGGACAAAAAACUGUUACAGGAGCGUUACACUACCCUGACUACAGAACGGGACAGGUUGAGAGACAGGGUCAGUCUUCUGACCAUUGAGAAGGUGGUGCUGGAGGAGCGACUCUCUAGGUGUGGUACUGGAAGAGUGGUGGAAGGGAGUGGCAUGCCAGUCCCAAUGAUGAAGACUGUGUUAAAGUGCCCUAAAGGAUGGAGGAUGUUGGGAUCCAGCUGUUACUUCCUGUCUACUGAGAGGAAAACCUGGGAGGAGAGCAGACUGGAUUGUCUGGCGAUUGGAGCAGACCUGGUGAUCAUAAACAGCAGACAGGAACAGAAGUUGUUGUACCAGCUGGAUGGUGAUGCAGAUCUCCUGGUCUGGAUUGGUCUGACUGACUCCGUUAAUGAGGGGACCUGGAAAUGGGUGGACGGCACACCACUGACCACAUCGUACUGGAAGAGUGGACAGCCGGACCAUGGUGGUACCAACAACGAGGAGGAUUGUGUCGAGGUCUACCAUCGGGACGGCGUUUUGGCCAACUGGAAUGAUGCACCAUGCAACCACAUGCUGCGCUGGAUCUGUGAGAAAUUACAGAAAUAGCUACAUAUAGGUCAAAUCCACAUCUUGUUUAAAUGUGUUUAUUAUAUUAUCAUCUACAACUGUUUGUUGUACAUUAACAUUUUCCCUAAGAUUGUUUAAUUAACUGUGAGUACAUGCAUUUACAUGCUACAUGGUAUUAUCUUUCUGUCUUUCAGCUGUAAUUCAUUUUUGCCAAUAGAUUAUUGGCAGCCUUUUGGAUCAGUCACAAUACUGUAUUGGUUUCAGCCUUCUCCUCUUCCCUCUAAACAGUUUAUUCAUUCAGUAUUACUUCUAUGAAAUGGUAUUGUACCAUCUAAUCCACUGUGAUAUAUACUUUAAUCUGUUUCAAUCUGGUGUACAAAACCGAAAGUAAAAGACCAUAAGACA
Molecule: messenger RNA, 1659 nt
Organism: Salmo salar (Atlantic salmon)
Lineage: Eukaryota; Metazoa; Chordata; Actinopteri; Salmoniformes; Salmonidae
Source: RefSeq, a predicted model, not a curated record